Messenger RNA from Pangasianodon hypophthalmus (striped catfish), 4472 nucleotides. It is a transcript of the gene epb41b, whose product is annotated as erythrocyte membrane protein band 4.1b. Gene Ontology annotation, cellular component: cytoskeleton; plasma membrane. Gene Ontology annotation, biological process: cortical actin cytoskeleton organization. The record is from RefSeq and is a predicted model, not a curated record. Gene Ontology annotation, molecular function: cytoskeletal protein binding. NCBI's taxonomy places the organism in Eukaryota, Metazoa, Chordata, Actinopteri, Siluriformes, Pangasiidae. The coding region runs from base 14 to 3766 and encodes 1250 amino acids. The transcript has 25 exons.
CCACCCUGUGUGCAUGAAGCUUGCAUGUUCUCCUUGUGCUUCAGGGGUUUCCUCUGGGUACACUGGUUUCCUCCCCCAAUCCAACACAUGCGCUGUAGGCUUCUCGACACUUCCAAAUUGUGUGCGAUUGUGCCCUGCGAUGGGUUGGCAUCCAAUCCAGGGUGUCCCCUGCCUUGUGCCCUUUGUCCUCUGGGAUAAGAGCCAGGCUCCCUGCAACCCUGUGAGAGUAAAGAUGACAACGUUCCGUUGCCGAGUUAUACUUUUGGAUGACACUGUCGUUGAGCGGGACCUGGAGAAAAAAGCCUUGGGCCAGGUUCUGUUUGAUAAAGUCUGUGAGCAUCUCAACCUGCUGGAGAAGGACUAUUUUGGCCUGGCAGCAUGGGAUUCAUCCAAUAACAAGGUGUGGCUGGACGUUUCUAAACAGGUUCACAAGCAGAUUAUACGUCAAGAUGCUACAUUUACAUUCAGUGUCAAGUUUUACCCACCUGACCCUUCUGUACUGGCUGAGGACAUCACAAGAUACUUACUGUGUCUUCAGCUAAGGGCAGACAUCCUGACUAGCCGUCUGCCCUGUCCGUCAGAUGUGUUGGCAGUUCUGGGAUCCUACACAGUCCAGUCGGAAUUUGGAGAUUAUAAUCCUGAACUACAUGGGAAAGAGUUCUUCAGUAACAUUCCCCUUGCACCCAAUCAGACUCCAGAGCUGGAAGAGAAAGUGACAGAGCUGCAUCGCACACUCAGAUCCAUGAGUCCUGCUGAAGCAGAUCAGCUUUUCCUGCAGAAUGUCAAGACGCUCGACAUGUACGGAGUACACCUGCAUCCUGCUAAGGAUGCCAGUGGAGCAGAUGUGAUGCUGGGGGUAUGUGCUGAUGGUCUAGCGGUGUAUGAAGGUGAGGAAAAGACACAGACUUUCAUCUGGCCUAACGUUCUGAAUAUGUCUUACAAGCGCAGCAACUUCCAUGCCAGGAUUAUACACUCAGAGGAUGCAACUGAGAAUACCAUCAAAUUCAGUUUGCCCAGCUACCGUGCCUGCAAAUGCCUGUGGAGAAAUGCUGUGGAGCAUCAUGCCUUCUUCAGGAACCUUGAGGAGCAAGACAAGGUCAAAGAGGGGCUGCUACAUUUGGGUUCUAAGUUUCGCUUCCACGGGAGCACUCAUGCAGAAUCUCUCAAGGCCAGCUCCACCAUCGAGCGACCAGCUCCACACUUUUCACGCUCAGGCAUCAAGAGAAAAGCAAAAGAAAGCUAUCUUAUGGCUUUGAAGCGCCCAUACCAAACCGAGGUUGACGACUGGUUCCAAGUGCUUGGCUCUGAUGAAUCAUGGCCCACUUAUGGCCCAGACAAGGGCGAACUGACAGGUGGAGAGACCCUUGCUUAUAAAGAAAGAGAGGAAGUGGAUAAGCUGGAUGACGAGUGGUUUCAGCUAUUGGGUGGGCGCUACUUUCCCACUCAGCAUUCUUUGUCAUCCUUAAGUUCAGAUACUGAUAUUUUAGAAAGUGCUACAUUCCAGCUUUGGAAACUACAAGCUGAUGACUGGUUUGUCCUCCUCAAACCCCACACUUAUCAACCCACUUUUUGGCACUGGAAGACCAUACCAUCGUCUCUACAGUCCUCUCAAGCUGAAGAGCAGAGAGAAGAGCUGGAAUGGAUAGAAAGAACCUCAGAGAUGGGUAUAAAGGAUGACAAAAUAAGAAAAGAGGUUGAGGCUGUGACAGAACGUCAUGAGGAACUGGAAAUGGAAAGAAACCUAAUGAGACCAGACGUUGCUGAAGAAAAUCUAAAGCUGGAUAUUGAAGCCAGUGAGCAAAUACUGAAAGUUAUGAGGAAAAAGAUAGAACAAGAGGGGGAUGGAGAGGAAUUACAAACAGUAGUAAUGUAUGAACAGAGAACACAGGAAGUAGAACCUCAUACUGGACAAUUUCAGGAGUUUUUUGUUGAGCAAAGUAUGAGAGGGAUGGAGGUAGUAGACACAGUACAUGAAUUGAUGUUAAAGACAGGUCAAGUAGUGUCUGAGGAAAAUAUAGAGGAAUUAGAGGAAACAUUACUAGAAGUGGAAAGUAUUGAACAAAGACUGGAGGACAUACAAAGGCUGAAAGUCAGAUUACAGGAAGUAGACAUUUUGCAGCAAAAACUAGAAGAAGUGCAGCAGGCAAGAAGACAACGAGGGGAGAGCGACGACUGGUACGUUCUGCUGGAGCACAAACUGAUGGAAUCUUUAGCACCUACAAGAAUACUAGUAGUGGAAACCUCUGAACAAAAGCUGCAGGACAUAGAAAAGAAAAGACAAGAACAAAGACAGAGAGGUGAUUGGUACCUUUUGCUGGAUCGCAAACCCUUGGUGAUAUCUUCAGCAAGUGCAGCAGAGCAAAAAGCAGAGAUUAGACAGUGGAUAGAGGCGGAACUCCAGAGAGCAAACACUAUAACACCUGUCCAGAUGAAAGAUGACUGGUACAUUUUGCUGGAAUUGCUUCCACAGACCAUUCAACCUACACUGCCUCCAUCAGAGAUUGAUAUCCAGUCAUCUCGGGUACGUGUGGUAGAGGAGCACAAAAACUUGGGCGAGGAAAAGGAAUGGAGAGAGGAGAGAGUCAUUAAUGUGAGAGAAACACAACCAACGUUACCAGCACAAAGAGAAGAACAGACACAGAAACAGAAGGAUGAUGACUGGUUUAUCCAGCAGGAUGUUUCUCCUAAAGAAGGUGGUGUUUACAAAGAGACCAGAGAGGAGGAAGCACAGCUAGUCAAAAAGGAAGGAAAGAAGAUAAUAUUUGAGGAGAAGAGAAGAGAAAUGAUAGAAACAUCUCAUGAAAUGGUUCAGAUGAAUCCAAUACCUUUCACUCCUUCAGUGCCUAUGACACUGAUCUCUGAAGAUACAGCAGGCCUGAGACCUCAUCAAACAGUCAAGAUCGAGGAAAAGGAAGUAAUCUUUGACAAGAAGCCAAUGAUCAUCAGAAAGGAGCAAGUGAUAGUAGGAGAAGUGGAAAAGAAAAAUCCUGCUAUAAGGCGUGAGGAUGAAGACGACUGGUUUGUGUUUUUUUCACCAGCACAGUUUGUGAAGAUGGCCGUUGCCACAGCAAGAGGCCAUGUGGUAGAGGACAGAAGACUUUAUCCAUAUGUGCCUGGACCAAAAGCAGCAGCGUAUCAUAGAGAGGUGAUUGAUGACUGGUUCAUCAUGUUUGAGCCUGUUUCUAAAAAAUCAGUGAGCGUGGACAGGAGAGCUGAGGAGGACCAGGCUAGGAAGGAGGAGUUGUUUAAGAAGAAAGCCAUGGCAGAAGACAGACGAAAAGUGACAGGAUUCAAACCUCCUUCAGUUCCUGUCAUUCCACUGACUCCAGCUGACCAGCCAAUGACAUCGACUCCCACUGCACAGUCUGUUCGCAUCACAAGACCCACCUAUGAAGAAGAGAGUCUAAAGAGACUCGACAUCACACAGGAGAUCACACAAGACAUAACGCAAGAAUCUAAGGUGGAAACAGAGUCCAUCAUAAAGAGAAAGAGAAGAGAGAAGAGAAUUGAGGGUGAAUCCAUUUAUAUCCGUCACAGCAUUCUAAUGUUAGAGGAUUCUGAUGUGAUUCAGGAUGUGGUGUUGAGGCAUCAUGCCAGCAUCAGCGAGUUAAAGCGCAUCUUUAUGGAGGAUAUGCCUGUGUCUGGCCCCACUGAGUGGGACAGGCGUCUCUCAACAUACAUUCCUGUUGUCUACCCCCAAUUAUCCAAUGGCGAGCUAUUUACUGGCAUAGACAUAAUGGGAGCAGAUGAAUUGGUGGCCGUGUGAUGUCUCUCCACCCUGUAAUACAGAGCGAAUCCUCUGUCAUAUUAACAGAUAGGCAGCCAGAACCCCUUUUUUUCUCCAUUUCAUCAAUGAUACAUUGCUAUUAUUACUUGGUAAUAUAACCUGUAUACAGUUUUUAUUUUUAUGUGCAGUAAAUACUAUAGAGCAUAUAUAUUGUAAUACUUCCCGUUUCAGUGGUUUGUUGGUCUAAUGCAGCUUUCUAAUGUCUGGUAAUGGAUAUGAGGCUAUCACUGUCUAUGUAGGCUUGUCAGUAUUCAGUAGCCACAUUUUGAAAGUUGUGGAAGAUCAAAAAUCAAAAUCAAAAAUGUGUGUAGGAUUGUUUGGGUAAUUUUAGCAUUAUGUCAGUCAUCAGUGAAGAAAUAAAAUGAUCAGAAUUAAACCCCAAACUCAGACAAGAUGAUUUUUGAGAUUGCAGGUGUCAUCAGGAUCUUGGACUGGUUGCUGAACUGCUUUUAUUGUCAUUAUGUGUAUAGGUGUGGUUAUUAAAAAAAAUAAUAAAAUAAAAUAAAUUAAAAAUUAGACUUAGAUUCAUUUUGAAAGUACCAAGUUAUAGUUUGUUUAUUAGGUUUAGAGCCUGUAUAUGGAGAUAACACAAAAUUCCACUUACAGUUUGUUUGUACUUACAUGUUUUGUUGAUUUAUUCUUGUCAUGACUAUUUUAUUUGGCAUAAAGUCUGUUAAAACACUAA